AUGAUGCCCUGUCUUUGCUGCCAAGAGGACCUGUAUGUCUUCUUGGUGCACACGGGCAACCUGUGGACGACGGUCGGGGGUGAAGUGCAGCAUGGCUGCCAUUUGGACAGGAGCUUUGCUGACACCUGGCGGCGAGAAUGGGACGAGGAGGUGCUGAAAUACCCGUGGGCGCAAGUUGUUGAGGGAGGAGAUGUCGCUCAGAUUGUGGUUUGGAGGACGACCUCCUCAAAUUGGCAGGAUCUCAGAAACUGCAAGACUGGGCGCUCAGGGAUCAACGCGACAUCCUGGUGCUUUGCUGCUGCCGACCGGGGCUUUUUCGAUCGAACGGUGGGCAAGGAUGUGUCUUUGGUACGUGAGGGGGAACUUGUCUGGCCCACAGACUCUGCCGACAAGAAGCGGCGGGUGCACACAGAAGGACUGCCGUUUGUGGAAACUGAAGAGGGAGCCUGGUUUCAGCUGAAGGGCGCGAGCUUCUUCACACACAAGGAGGUGCAGGUGAGGGGAGACGUGGGGGAUUUGCUGGAAGGUCCGGAGAAACUGCGAAGAGUGCAGGAGAUCAUUCGCAGCUUUUCGGGUGCACCGGGCCCGGACACGACCCGCUGGUUCCUGGCCGAGAUCACGCAGGAUGGCCGCAAGGACAAGCUCCCAGGCUUCGAGCGAAAGUUGCAGGGUAUGGAGCCGCAGGAGGCAUGCCGCCAUCUCACUGCACAGCUCUUGAAGGAGAUACCGUACCCAGAGGAGAUAGAAGCCUGCCUGAAGCGCGACGCCGAUCCGCGGGGCCACGAGGAGAUGUUGGAAGGCACCUCAGUCUUGCACGCCUUUCUCCAGCGCCAGCACGAGCAAGAGUACGCAGUGGCGCGCAUUGUGCACCUCCUUCUGCGCGCUUACCACAAAAGGAACAUCCCAGUGAGCGCCGCAGAGAAGGAGUCCAUUGCCCGUUGGCGAGAGGGAAACGACCCUGACUGCAAGGCCCUCUGGGAAGCCAACAUGGAGCUGGCGAAUGUCAUGCGCCCGGCAGUUUAA
Molecule: messenger RNA, 1023 nt
Organism: Effrenium voratum
Lineage: Eukaryota; Dinophyceae; Suessiales; Symbiodiniaceae
Source: the annotation of a GenBank genome assembly